Messenger RNA from Cuscuta campestris, 794 nucleotides. The record is from the annotation of a GenBank genome assembly. Lineage: Eukaryota; Viridiplantae; Streptophyta; Magnoliopsida; Solanales; Convolvulaceae.
AUUCUUGGAAGAAAAUGGAGAAUAAUCUAAAACUACUCCGUAGUUUUCUCUAAUUGUAAAUAGGAUCAGUGUCAAAGGUGAUCCUGAAAACUCUUUCUAAGACGCGCUGCACUAAAAAUGGGAGGCGGGAGAGCAGCAAGUGAAGCUCUACUAGCCUACAGAGCGUUGCUGAAAGCCACGCGGAAGACCUUCGCCGGCGACACCCUGAUGCUCCGGGAAUCGGCAGCCGAGGUGAGGAAGAAAUUUGAGGAGAACCGGGACGCCAAGUCGGAGGAAGAGAUCAAACAGCUUCUUGAUGACGCGCGCGAAGCCUCCUCCUUCAUCUCUACCAUGAUCGUCCAAGCUCACCGCACCGACAAAGGCAGUUUCGCCGUGAAGCCGGGAAUGGAGCACGCUGGGGCUACACUUGAAAUUCCCUCAGAAGAAAUUCUUAAGAAGGGUGGUUGAUGAUGGCCUGGGCAGAGCAGAGCAGUUGAUAGAAAAGAUUUUCAUUUUCCUCUCCAAUUCCUCUUCCCAACAUACUACUCCGUACUCCUGUUUGAUAUUUGACUUAAUUUAUUUGAGUUGCUCCUGUUUUCAUGGGUUUUUACAAUUGUUGGGAUAUAGUUUGUUCUUGAAUGGGUAAGGACAUUAUCAUUAUAAUUGUUAUGAGAAGGAGACACUGUUAGCUUAAAUUGCCUCCAUUGUUUUGAACUGAACGUUAUGAAAAGUGAAUCGGGCUACCAUUCAUGUAUUUCCUUUCUUUGAGCUGCUUUUCGAUGUACUAAUGCCUAGACCUUGAUUGGCUAAAUUGG